Molecule: messenger RNA, 1182 nt
Organism: Durusdinium trenchii
Lineage: Eukaryota; Dinophyceae; Suessiales; Symbiodiniaceae
Source: the annotation of a GenBank genome assembly
AUGCAGCGAGCCGGCGUAGCGCCAGGCCUGGGCGCCCCGUUGGUGCGAGGCCCGGGGCUCCAGAGAUGCCAAGCUCAAGCUGCGUGUGCUUCCGUGCUACCGUCGAGAACAGGACCUUCGCCCGUCUUGGGGGUCGCGACGCUCACGAUGACCCUCGCUGGAUUGGCAUCGAGGAGCUUCGGCGACAGGCGCAGGUGUCGUGGUGUCGCAGCGUGCUCCCAGGAGGAUGACAAACAUUUGGAACCUGAUCCGAAGACCAUUGAGACGAUGAUGAAGUUUUCAAACCAAUAUGCGAAGGUCACCAAGACGAAGUACUGUGAAGAUAAGUCGGUGCCAGCAGUGGUAAUUGUUGGCCUGGCACUUCACAAGGAGACUCUGGGUGCGCCGUUGUGCCCCUGCCGGCACUAUGAAAACAAGGAGCUCGAGGUGAAGAAUGGCUAUUGGAACUGUCCAUGUGUCCCAAUGCGUGAGCGUCACGAAUGCCAUUGCAUGCUCUUCUUGAAAGACGACAAUCCCUUCGCGUCGCUGGGUACCGGUAGUGUUCCGAAGGUGAAGGUCUUCGCCUGGUCCUUCGUUGUGAAACGUCGACAGGAUCGGCAUGUCAUCGAUCGGCCAACUGCUUGGUGCUUGGUCAAUCAUCAGGCGCAGAUCGAGGAGGAUGCACUGACCAUCAGUGUGGAGAUCUUGGAGGUCACGGUCACCGAGGAGCUGGAGGGUUUAAGGUUGAUCAAUCAAGGGAUUUAUCAACCACUGAGCCUCGAGGCCUCGGUGCUGAGGAACCGGGACUUGGAUUCGGUGGAAUGGACGAUCCACAACAUCCUGCAGAAGAUGCGAGAUGUGCCGCGCGGACAGUACGUGUGCAGCCCCUCCUUCUCCGUGGCCGCCGUGCGGAACAUGCACAUGGAGUUCUAUCCCAACGGCCUGGAAGGAAGCAAGAGUGGCUACUGUGGCCUCUAUGUGAGGAGCCCGGGCGGCAAGUACAGCUUGAACUUGACGCUCAGCGUGGGCUCGGCCACCCGCGGCCCGAGUCGAACCGAGCUGGAUGGGAACUCGGCCAAAGGCCUGCCGGAGUUCUGUAAAAUCGAAGAACAACUGGAGGACAAGCAGGAGCUGGUGAUCAGCAUCAAGGUGCAGAACCCCCUGCUGGAGCGGGAACUUGAAGAAAGAAGCCUCAAGUUGUAA